Messenger RNA from Argentina anserina (silverweed cinquefoil), 2176 nucleotides. RefSeq names its product protein indeterminate-domain 12. The coding region runs from base 656 to 2176 and encodes 506 amino acids. The record is from RefSeq and is a predicted model, not a curated record. Gene Ontology annotation, cellular component: nucleus. The transcript has 5 exons. NCBI's taxonomy places the organism in Eukaryota, Viridiplantae, Streptophyta, Magnoliopsida, Rosales, Rosaceae. Gene Ontology annotation, molecular function: DNA-binding transcription factor activity.
GCUAGCUACAAAAUAAGCAGCUGCUGCUUCUCUGAAUUAUCCUCUUCAUUUCUCCUGUCGCUCUCUAACUGCAAAACAAAUAUACACAAAAGGAGAGGGUUAUUGGAUAGUGAGGAAAAUUUCAAACAAACGAGAAGGUGUAAACAACAUCAUAUUAUUGUCCAUGUUGGUUGCAUGGUUUGAAAGAGAGAGAAGAAAGAGAUAUAUCUGUUGGAAUUGGGGUUGCAGACUUGCUCAGACAAGCAAUCCAUGGCCUAGAUAGAGUACACUGGACAACGACUUGCAGCUAGCUAGCUAGAUCGAGUAACCAACCCAUCGUCAUCACCUUCACGAGAUUUUUAUAUGCUCAAAUUUUGCUUUUUGUUUCAUCUUAAUUUCCGGUAUAUGAAAUAAUUAUUUGCCUGUGCUACCAGCUGUUGUGCAUGAACAAGCUCUGGUUCAGCUCACUCUCAUGCUUAGUUGUGUACAAAAGGAGAGUGCUUGUUAGUCCGAAUUUUUCCAGAGUGCAAAAGUGGGGUUAAAGUUUGAGUCUUUGGGAGAAAAACCCAAGUAUCUAAAGAGAUCUCAUCUGGGUGUAUUGGGUUUGCUCAUCUCUUUAGUUUCUUUUUCUCUCUUUGGAGUUUUCCUUUCCUAGCUCCAAUAAGGCCAAAAGAAAAUGUUUCCUUCAGUAGCAACCAUGUCCAAUUCAACUUCUUUGUCGACUGAAGAAGCAGCUAGUGUUUCUUCUGGUUCCAGAAUCUCAGAUCACUUUGCUUGUUUACACCCUCUCUCAGUUUCAACCAUUACCUCUUCUCCUCUCGACAAUCAGCAGCCGCCGCAGAAGAUUAAAAAGAAGAGAAGCCUCCCUGGAAACCCAGAUCCUGAUGCUGAAGUGAUAGCAUUAUCUCCAAAGACGCUCCUGGCGACGAACAGAUUCGUGUGCGAGAUUUGCAACAAGGGGUUCCAGAGGGACCAGAACCUCCAGCUUCACAGGAGAGGCCACAACCUUCCAUGGAAACUGAAGCAAAGAAGCAGCAAAGACUUAAUCAAAAAGAGAGCCUAUGUGUGCCCUGAGCCCUCUUGUGUUCACCACCACCCUUCAAGGGCACUUGGGGACCUUACAGGGAUCAAGAAGCACUUCUGCAGAAAGCAUGGGGAGAAGAAGUGGAAGUGUGAAAAGUGCUCCAAGAUCUAUGCUGUUCAAUCUGAUUGGAAAGCUCACUCCAAAACUUGUGGUACAAGAGAGUAUAGAUGUGACUGUGGAACCCUUUUCUCCAGGAAAGAUAGCUUCAUAACUCACAGAGCCUUCUGUGAUGCUCUGGCUGAAGAAAGUGCAAGGAUCUCAGCAAGCCAGUUAGCUAUUGCCACCGCAACUCAGACAUCUCUCUUCCCUUUCCCAGACCACACUCACUUCACAAACCCACCUUCAUUACCAUUCACCACCCUCUCUCCCUGGGACCCAUCCCAAAACCCUAACCCUAAUACCACCCAGAACCCAUUUCACCACCAUAUCAAGCCUGAACAAACUUACCACCAUUUCCCCCUAAACCCAACUCUCUUCCAAGACACACCAUCACCUCAACAGAAGCCCCUGAUAACUUCACCCUUCCAUAACCUCCACGUCAGCACACAGCAAAACUCAAGUGUUGCCACGUCAGGUCACCUGUCAGCUACUGCCUUACUCCAAAAGGCCGCAACUGGUUGUGAACAGGGCCGAGGAAGGACGAGAGGUCGCGGCCGAGGUAGGGUUGCAGGCCGAGUCCGCAAUGUGGAUAACCUUUACGAGGAGGCUGCUCCACGGGCAGAACAGGUUGACCCUGCUACUGUCGUUAGAGACGACGAUAGUCCAACCAUUGGCGCCUCCACGGCGGGGCAGCAGCAGUCUCACUCAGCUGGCUUGGAUGAGUUUGGGACAUUAGGCGGGUUUACGUCCGGAGACCUCGCUACGUGGCAGAAAACUGACCGUCUGACGAGGGACUUCCUCGGCCUGACGUCGGCGGAUGGCAACGGCGCCUGUAAUAUUCAUGGGAAUGGAGCUGUGAACGACGUCAAGGAUAUGCUAUCGUACGCCGGGGGUGCGGUCGAGUUCCAACAGUAUAAUCAUGACCAUCGUCUGCGUGGCCAUCAAACGCUGUUCAAGCCCCAUGGUUUUGGGUUCGUGGAGACUACUGCCUCUGAAACGUGGGGAGAUUGUUGA